AUGUCGACGACCUCUCUGCAAUCUUUUGCCGACUCCUACUCUCCGUUCUCCUCACGAUCGCAACCCACUCGAAUGUCUCAAUCCCAAACACCCGGUCUCGAUACGCUUGCAGAAGGAUCGCAGUAUGCGCUAGAGCAGCUGCAACUGGCGCGACAAGCUGCUGCACCUUCCAAUGCCCCGACCGACUCGGGUCACAACCACCUUAAUGCGCCCCCGACUGAAUCGCCGCACUUACAAUCCUAUAAUGAACGGAAUGACUCCCAUGACGAACGAAAGAUACAUAUGCAGCAGCGAGACCUGCUUGCUGACGCGCGAUCGACGAUUCGCAAGAAUUCAUCGGCCGGUCCGGUACGCCGCAGAAUUAGCCGUGCUUGCGAUCAGUGCAACCAGCUACGCACCAAAUGCGAUGGACAGCAACCGUGCGCGCAUUGCGUUGAAUUCGGUCUGAGCUGCGAGUACGCGCGAGAGCGCAAAAAGCGUGGGAAAGCCUCGAAGAAAGAUCGUGCCACUGCCUCAAAUGCCAAUGGCGACAAAAUCCUUCCAGAUAACUUAACCGCCCAAGAAAAUUCCCCACAUUCGCAGUCCUCUCACGACGCUAACGGAGCCUUCGAUUCCAAUUUCGAUGUCGCUCGUACGUUGCCCGAAUCAGCGCAGUCACAUUUGCCGAAUUCCAGCAUCGCCGGGGUGGACAGGAUCCAGCACAACCCACUCCCUACAUCGACACAUUUGCAACAGCCCAUGGGAACGAACAUGGAUGGCAUGUCGUUAAACUAUAACAAUCUCUCUGAAUCAAAUCGACCCCACAUAUCUGUCUCCGAUCUUCGCUCUCUGCAGCUAUUGCAGCACCCUAAUGGGAAUCCCAGAUCGCCAUCUUCACUACUUCACACCCAGGGCUUUGGCCAAGGUUAUCAUGAUGGAUCAUAUCCAGGCAUGAACUCUCAAGAAAAUAACCCAUCUUCCAUGAAUCAAUUCCGCCUGGGAGGUUCAGCAGAGAACCAGACCACUUCCUUCCUUGGAUUCACACCCACACAGUCUCCCAGCUGGCUCCCUCUCCCGUCACCUUCUCCUGCCAAUUUCCCGUCAUUUAGUAUUGCUCCUUUUCCAAGCUCGUUAAGAUACCCCGUUUUGCAGCCAGUUCUUCCCCAUAUCGCCUCGAUUAUCCCCCAGUCCCUUGCCUGUGACCUUUUGGAUGUAUACUUUACUAGCUCUUCUUCGUCGCAUCUUUCUCCGUUGUCACCAUACGUCGUCGGAUUUGUGUUCCGGAAACAAUCCUUUCUGCACCCAACAAAACCCAGAGUCUGUAGUCCGGGUCUACUAGCCAGCAUGCUCUGGGUGGCAGCGCAGACGAGCGAGGCGGCCUUUUUGACUUCACCACCAUCAGCUCGAGGACGAGUCUGUCAAAAAUUGCUCGAAUUGACAGUUGGAUUGCUUCGGCCACUCAUCCACGGUCCGGCGACCGGUGAAGCGUCUCCUAACUAUGCAGCCAAUAUGGUCAUCAAUGGAGUGGCGCUCGGCGGAUUUGGCGUCUCCAUGGAUCAACUUGGAGCACAAAGCAGCGCAACUGGCGCUGUUGAUGACGUUGCGACUUACGUCCACUUGGCUACCGUGGUAUCAGCAAGUGAAUACAAGGCCGCCAGUAUGCGCUGGUGGACGGCUGCUUGGUCUCUCGCUCGUGAGCUCAAACUCGGUCGGGAGUUGCCCCCAAAUGCCACAUCGCGAGCAGAUGGUGAUCUAGAGGGAGACCCAGAGCUAGACAUGAAUGGCAACAAAAGUCAUGGCCCUGGAAGCUCCAAUGUAAAUCUUACAGAGGAAGAGCGUGAAGAACGGCGGCGAAUCUGGUGGCUGUUAUACGUGAUGGAUCGACAUCUAUCACUGUGCUACAACCGGCCCUUGACUCUGUUAGACAAGGAGUGCGAAAGCUUGUUACAACCGAUGAAUGAUGAUCUUUGGCAAGCAGGUGACUUUUCUGCCGCGAGCUAUCGACGGGCAGGCCCAGCAUUUGAGUGCACUAGCCACAGCAUGUUUGGCUACUUCCUCCCUCUAAUGAGCAUUCUCGGUGAGAUUGUGGAUCUACAUCAUGCCCGGAAUCAUCCACGGUUUGGGCUCCAUUUCCGCAAUAGCGGUGAAUGGGAGAGCCAAGCUAUGGAGAUUACUCGGCAACUGGAUGUAUAUGCUCAGAGUCUGAAAGAGUUUGAGGCUCGUUAUACCAAUUCUCUGACUCUGGGAGCUGGUGACAAUGACACAGCGAUGGAUGGAGCUCAUGUGAAUCAUGUGAGCCCAUCAGGUCGGUCGAGCAGCACCGCGGGAUCGCAUUUGAGCGAGUCUGUUGUUCACACUAAAAUGGUGGUGGCAUACGGUACCCAUAUAAUGCACGUUCUCCACAUUUUGGUCGCGGACAAAUGGGAUCCUAUCAAUCUGCUAGAUGAUAAUGAUUUAUGGAUCUCAUCUGACUCGUUUAUCACUGCAAUGAGUCAUGCUGUCAGUGGUGCCGAGGCCGCUUCCGAUAUUCUGGAGUAUGACCCAGAUCUGAGCUUCAUGCCAUUUUUCUUUGGUAUAUAUCUUCUCCAGGGAAGCUUCCUCUUGCUUUUGACGGCAGACAAACUUGCCGGGGAUGCAAGUCCUAGUGUUGUCAGGGCCUGUGAGACUAUUGUGCGCGCACACGAGGCAUGCGUUGUCACUUUGAAUACAGAGUACCAGAGAACAUUCCGCAAAGUUAUGCGCUCAGCCCUAGCUCAAGUCCGUGGUCGAAUGCCAGAGGACUCUGGCGAGCAACAACAACGAAGACGCGAAGUACUAGCUCUUUACCGGUGGAGCGGAGAUGGCAGUGGUCUUGCCCUCUAA
Messenger RNA from Penicillium malachiteum, 2841 nucleotides. It is a transcript of the gene xlnR, whose product is annotated as putative C6 transcription factor. The transcript is spliced from 3 exons. Gene Ontology annotation, molecular function: DNA binding; DNA-binding transcription factor activity, RNA polymerase II-specific; zinc ion binding. Gene Ontology annotation, biological process: regulation of DNA-templated transcription; DNA-templated transcription. Bases 1 to 2841 code for a protein of 946 amino acids. The record is from RefSeq and is a predicted model, not a curated record. NCBI's taxonomy places the organism in Eukaryota, Fungi, Ascomycota, Eurotiomycetes, Eurotiales, Aspergillaceae.